AUGCCAAGAGGAUCAACAGUAACAACCUGCGUGAGCUGCAAAGCAGCUAUUGGUGUGGCCACCAAGACCUGCAAAUAUUGCCAGUCAGUACAGCCAAGAAAGCAAAGACUGGCAAAAAAACUCCAGAAAUUUGAGGCCAGAAAGGAGACAUGGUUGAAAAACCAAAACAAAAACCAAACCACCUCUCAUGUUAUUGAUGAGGCAUCUGUCUUGGUCGAAAAGUUAAACACAUUGGGGUACAAGGCCAUAGUCUUCAUUGCAAAGAAAACAAAGAAGCAAAAAACCUGGUCCGCACAAGUCCUCCAGCCAAAAUGGCAGCUGUCAGACCAUUCUAAAAAAUGCCUUGACAGGAUGAAGGCUCUAUAUGAAGUUUUAAUUAAUAGUAAUCCUCCCAUCCAGCCCACCACCGGUCCUCCCAUCCAGCCCACCACCAGUCCUCUUCUCAUCCAGCCCACCACCGGUCCUCCCAUCCAGCCCACCACCGGUCCUCCCAUCCAGCCCACCACCGGUCCUCCCAUCCAGCUCACCACCAGUCCUCCCAUCCAGCCCACCACCAGUCUUCCCAUCCAGCCCACCACCAGUCCUCCCAUCCAGCCCACCACCGGUCCUCCCAUCCAGCCCACCACCAGUCCUCCCAUCCAGCCCACCACCGGUCCUCCCAUCCAGCCCACCACCAGUCCUCUUCCCAUCCAGCCCACCACCAGUCCUCCCAUCCAGCCCACCACCGGUCCUCCCAUCCAGCCCACCACCGGUCCUCCCAUCCAGCCCACCACCAGUCCUCUUCCCAUCCAGCCCACCACCAGUCCUCCCAUCCAGCCCACCACCGGUCCUCCCAUCCAGCCCACCACCAGUCCUCUUCCCAUCCAGCCCACCACUAGUCCUCCCAUCCAGCCCACCACCGGUCCUCCCAUCCAGCCCACCACAGAACCACCUCAGCAGAAACGCAAUUGUAACCAUGGAAUCCUUGAAAAGGAGCCUUACUACCCAGUGAAGAGGGUGAUCCGCUGCAAAAUGCAGAAGGUUCCCAGCAAACAUUGGUCCGACGGCAACGUCGUGUCCCUGGCCAAAAAUAGUUGCGGCCAGGACGUCAUAAAUCGGUAA
This is a messenger RNA of Rhinichthys klamathensis goyatoka, 1101 nucleotides long. RefSeq names its product platelet glycoprotein Ib alpha chain-like. The record is from RefSeq and is a predicted model, not a curated record. Bases 1 to 1101 code for a protein of 366 amino acids. The transcript has 6 exons. NCBI's taxonomy places the organism in Eukaryota, Metazoa, Chordata, Actinopteri, Cypriniformes, Leuciscidae.